GGGUUUUGUUCCGAGCAACCUCUACGAGGUGAAGCCCAUCAACUGACUGAGAUACCAUCUCAUUCAGGCUAAUGGCUCGGACGGCAAACUUUGGCGACCACUUGUGGUGUAGCCAGACGCUGUCGUUAUGGAAUGUGGGGCGUAAGGGAUUAACCACCCGGUUUCGCAUGCAGACCUACCGAUGUUUCUCUCAGUACAUCGUGUCCGUGAACAAAGGACAGAAUAAAGAGAGCGUAACGGAGGGAUUUAGGAGAAUCCCCUUUGAACUGAUCGUGGCCGGUACGAGUCCGGGAUACAAAUUCGGUUAGCCCAUGGUCGGCCUUGGGGGUCAGCCUAGCAUUAGUGAUCAAUGCCGAGACUUAACCAGUCAAAGACGUAUUGUGAGCAAGACGGAGAUCCUUCCCUCAGGAAUGAGGAUGGAAACGGGAAACGCUCCUAGAGCGCGAGCCGUGGCAGAGUGAUAGCCCUAAGUUGGGUGUGGUGCGCAUGUCUCAUGUGCGGCCACACAUGAGUCUUGUCAACUCAACCAACCGGGACCACUACUGGCCCGAGAGGAUAAAUCCUCCGUCGGUGCUGUCUUACGACAAAAGACAGUGCUUAAGUUAUAAACACUGGAGAAGGCCGCCAGUCUUGGUAAAGGACUGUCCGGUACAAGAAUGGUAGAAGGGGUAUAAAGUAAUGAACGAGACGCACUGGCUGCGGUAGCUCUGUGUAUUUACGGUACCCUUGGUUCACCUGGCGAACUCGAGUCUGUGACUUGGGGAGAGAGCUGAGCCUACCGGAUCUGUUGAUCUGGGUUCGAAGAUGCAAUCACCAUUCUAACGAAUGCGAACGUGCCGCGCGCACAUCCACUGUCAGAGAGGCUAUACGUUGAAAUCCUCGAAAGUAAACUGAUUCAGUUCAGACUUCACAGUGGUCCCGCCUAACAGAGCGCCAGGCGGUGGGAUAGCAUUCAGGGAGGAAUACUGCUCGGUAAGGGGGUAGGAAGUAGUGCUUUGUGCUUGCACCUAGCAUGAAAUGUUUGGAGGUUUUAGUUUCGACGAACUUUCAUUCGCCUACUUAUCCCUAGAACCGCGUAAAGGUUCCUCCAACUCCAGGGCUUUUCUCAAAGUCAGGGCACCCAUACUGGUAGUUAGUACAUUUUCGAUCGCUCCUGGGGGAUGUAGCCGCGGAGCUAAAAUUUCUGUCCUUUUACGGCCUGUAUCAGCACCUCUUCUCUUUUGCAGUGCGCGCGUUCAAGCUGUCUCACCAGCAACUCCAUCAUUAACUAUAGUAGUCUAAGGAUUCUUGGUUUGCUACAUGUGUAUAAAUGCAUGCUCGCAAUCCAUAUCGUGACCCUCCUCGGUUUGCCGAACUUGCGAAAGCGUAUCCUCCUUUGAGUCCCUAUAUUAUUCGCAAUCCGGAUGGGACCAGCACCAUCGACUUCAAAAAUGACAAAGCACAAAGAUGCCUGACAGAGGCCUUGCUGCAUCGCGAUUUUGGAAUUAAACUAAAUCUUCCAUCGGACAGAUUGUGUCCUCCAAUACCGAAUAGACUCAACUAUGUUCUCUGGAUACAAGAUAUCAUCCGCUCGACUUAUGGUCAACACACUAAUACCAUAAGAGGGAUAGACAUAGGGACUGGUGCAUCAGCUAUAUAUCCCCUGCUGGCGUGUACUUUAGAGCCCAGUUGGUGUUUCGCUGCUACAGAGAUCGAUGAAACUUCGUUCAACUAUGCGCAGCAGAAUGUGACGAAUAAUGAUCUUCAGGACAGGAUACACAUUAUAUCUGCGCAUUUAAACGCGCCCAUAUUAACUCCUCUCAUAAAUUGUUACGACGAUGAUAAUCAAUAUCACUUCACGAUGUGCAAUCCGCCUUUCUACAAUAGCGCUGAGGACGUUGAACGCUCUUUGGCUGCGAAGGAACUUGAGCCACAUGCGGUAAGAGUGAACAUGUCUUAUUUUUAG
Molecule: messenger RNA, 1945 nt
Organism: Serpula lacrymans var. lacrymans S7.9
Lineage: Eukaryota; Fungi; Basidiomycota; Agaricomycetes; Boletales; Serpulaceae
Exons: 10
Coding region: 1310-1945 (211 amino acids)
Biological process (GO): rRNA base methylation
Cellular component (GO): nucleus
Molecular function (GO): 23S rRNA (adenine(1618)-N(6))-methyltransferase activity
Source: RefSeq, a predicted model, not a curated record